Molecule: messenger RNA, 1303 nt
Organism: Cydia splendana
Lineage: Eukaryota; Metazoa; Arthropoda; Insecta; Lepidoptera; Tortricidae
Exons: 10
Coding region: 40-1248 (402 amino acids)
Biological process (GO): protein peptidyl-prolyl isomerization
Molecular function (GO): peptidyl-prolyl cis-trans isomerase activity
Source: RefSeq, a predicted model, not a curated record
GCCUGUAUUGCUUAUGUAUGCAGAUAGAGUAAAUACACGAUGCACCCGCUACGCGAGCGCAUCUGUGAUGAGGUGCUACAGAACCCGCUGCUGUCGUCCCCGCCGCCCGAGCCCGUGAAGCCGCGACCGCCACGCGAGCGCCGCCCACGACAGUUCAAAAUUCCUCCAAAAUUCUUCUUGCUUACUGAUGACUUCUAUGAAAAAUGGGUCAACCAUGUGAAACAGCUUCAAAUGAUGCAGCACAUCGUGGACGACCACCCGCCGGAGCUGUUCCCGGACAUGUACCUCAAACCGCGCCGUCUCAACUACUACGCGCGGCAGCUCGAGCAAAACAUGCAAGUCAACAAGGAUCUGCUCAAGAAGAUCAACAUCAUACAGAGGACUGGGGGCUUCGUAGACUGCUGGGCGCGGCCACAGCCUAACAACAAGCACAACAAGCUCAUGGUGAAAAAGCGACAACGCGACAUGGACGCAGUUCUAGUUACGAACCAAUACUUCUACAAUAGGCUGCUCAUCGCUCGAUCAGAACAGCCGCUGACAAAAGAAUUUGAUCACAUGUGGAAAGAUACGAAGCAAAAACUGAUCCUUGGGGCAUCACUACCGUUUAUAUUAUUUAAGACUGAAAAAAUAGAUCGCGGUGUCCACGAUCCCGCUUUUGACAAGCCUAUGAAUAUAUAUCGAAGCAAGGUGGCCCUGGACAUACGGGUGCUGAAUGGCUCUAAGAUUGGCAAGGUGAUGAUCGAGCUGUUUUCGGACAUAGCGCCGCGGACGUGCCAGCUGUUUCUAAGCCUCGUGAAAGGUGACAAACGCGGCUUCGCUUACACCGGCUGUAGGAUCUUCAGGAUCGUGCCUGAACUUUACUGCCGGGGAGGAGACGUGGAGAAAGACAACGGCUACGGCUGCUUCAUACCCGAAAGCGAAGUCGAGCCCUCCGCCCCCGAGAAUUUUGAGCUCAAGCACACCGUGCCAGGUGUGGUGUCUAUGGUCGUUACCUCGGGUAACGAAGUGACCGGCCAGUUCAACAUUAUUUUUAAGCCAUUGCCGCAGUUAGAUGGAAAGCAUGUAGUGUUCGGAAGAAUAGUAGCAGGCCCGGCGCAGUUCCUGGAACGGAUCAGCGCGCUGGGCUUGCCGCUGGGCACCACCACGUCCGACUGCGUCGUCCACGCCUGCGGUGCCUACUCGCGCAAGGGGCAGUACCGCGCCGGCGCAACCAACACCAGGACCUUCCCGCCGAGGCGGAAGAGGUGAACACCAUAUUGUCUGAAACGCUUUGGAUUAAUAAAACAGGCUUAUGGUAAACAAU